AUGGCAGGUGCUUAUUCCGUUACGGAACUUUUCAAACGAUUUGAAAAUGUAUGUUUUAAGUUAGUCCGAUCCACGGAGGAUCAAAUAACAAAGAAUUUGUUAGAAGGUGGCAUCAACACGAGACCAGCCAACAGUAAUGGAGUCUGGUGUCCCUUAUUGUUGCCGGCCAUUAUGCUUAUAUAUUGCUGGACUGACCAAGUCUCUAUGCUAUAUAAACUAACAGCAUUUAUUUCCCUCGGCCUGUUGACCUACAGUCUUCUAUUUGUACUAUUUCUAUCAACCUCACAUGUAGUCGUCACAGAUUCAGUGUACGGAGGCUGCUUGGCUUCCAGCUUAAUAGCUACAUUAGCUAUGUUUGCUGGUCUAAAACAAGGCUUAUUAUUUUCAUUAUCAAUAACUCUGUUGUCAACAAUACUGUUUGCGUCGCUACUAAGAUAUAGUUUGACGGAAUUUCACAAAACGUUCACUAUAGGUGAAGCGAUGAUUGUAUGUCAAUCUGUGGUACUGUUUGUGAUGAUGGCAUUUACUAAAUUCUUCUUCAGCAUAUCAGAUGGUGAUGAGGAAAUGGAUUUUGUUAAUAAUAUUGUGUAUACAGUUUUAUCAACAGUGGGUUUGAUUGUUGCAGUAUUAUAUCAUCUGAACGAUUCACAGAGGAAUUUAAAAGUUUUGUCAUAUAUACUGCUAUCGGCAGUUGCAUUUGUACUGCUCAUAUUGCAUACAUUACUCGGAAACAAUUCUAUUGAAAAAAUUCUCAAUUAUGUUUUCUAUCAGGGGAACAGGUCAAGAAUAUUUACAUUCUGGUUGAUACUGGUGUUAGUAGCAGUAUGUGCGUUAAUGUUUAGAACAAAACUAGCAAUUAAAGCGACCACUGUAACAAGGAAGACAUUCCAUAUUUUGGCAUCAUUAGUAUUCAUGUCCGGUAUAUUGUUAGACAUCCACUUGAUGUAUCUUGCUGCAGGAGUGGGACUUGCUAUACUGGUUUUUGUGGAGGCGUUACGUAAAUCCCGAAUUGAGCCAAUAUCUUCUGCAUUGCAAUCCGCAUUCGUUGUUUACUGUGAUGAAAAGGAUUGCGGGUCAUUCGCUAUGACUCCUAUAUAUCUUUACACUGGUCUGGCGUGUCCCUUAUUAUUGGUGCCGAGUGAAUCAUAUUUGGAUCGUCUGUCGGGUGUAUUAUCAGUAGGUGUGGGUGACACAGCGGCUAGCUGGUUCGGAUCUAACUACGGAUUUCAUAAAUGGCCAGAUAGUAACAGAUCCCUUGAAGGCACACUAUUUAAUAUUUUAUCACAAAUAGGAACUGUGUAUAUGCUCACGUUGUUUGGUCUGUUGAAUGAAGCGGAUUCAGUCUCAAGAACUUGCUUUUCGGCGUUAAUAUGUUCUUUAGUAGAAGCUCGGACUUCACAGGUUGAUAAUUUGGUGCUGCCUCUCGUCAUGCUGUUAGCGUAUCGAGCAGUGUGA
This is a messenger RNA of Danaus chrysippus (African queen), 1455 nucleotides long. Lineage: Eukaryota; Metazoa; Arthropoda; Insecta; Lepidoptera; Nymphalidae. The record is from the annotation of a GenBank genome assembly.